Molecule: messenger RNA, 492 nt
Organism: Lagopus muta (rock ptarmigan)
Lineage: Eukaryota; Metazoa; Chordata; Aves; Galliformes; Phasianidae
Product: adenosine 5'-monophosphoramidase HINT1-like
Exons: 4
Coding region: 1-492 (163 amino acids)
Biological process (GO): purine ribonucleotide catabolic process
Cellular component (GO): cytoplasm; nucleus
Molecular function (GO): hydrolase activity
Source: RefSeq, a predicted model, not a curated record
AUGGACUGCGAUAUCGUCAGGUCGUCGGCCGUCUAUAGCAGUGGUCCCGCUGUCUUCGGAAAAGUCGCCCUUCAGAAGUUUUCCGCCAACGUUAUACGCGAGGAGGAGACUUCAUGGACGAGGAGUGCCUUGCGUUCCGUGAUGUUUCACCGCAAGCUCCUACACUUUUUCCUAGCCGCUCGCGACAAGGCCGUUGUGAGGUUGUCCGAAGCAGAAGAUUCUGGCGCACCUGUAAAGACCGUGGAAGCUUUCUGUACACCGAAUGGUGCCUGGUUUCCCGACAGUGGUACUUGCUCAAAUGCGGAGAAGAGGGCUUGGGAUUUUGAGCAGCUUCACAGGCGUUUGAUGAUUGUUGGCGAGAAGUGUGCUGCUAACCUGGGCCUGACCGAUGGAUUCCGGAUGGCUGUGAGAUACCCCCCCUCAGGCCCUUCCGACUACCGCACGCGUCUCUGUAUUCUGGGUGGCCGUCAGUUGGGCCAGCCUCCCGGCUAA